This is a messenger RNA of Paramuricea clavata, 15932 nucleotides long. Lineage: Eukaryota; Metazoa; Cnidaria; Anthozoa; Malacalcyonacea; Plexauridae. The record is from the annotation of a GenBank genome assembly.
GAAUGUGAGAGUUGUAUGGUAAAAGUGCGUAUUGUAAAAGGUUCUCGAUGUUAGUACCAGGAAUGUCUCUUCCAUGAUAAAUAAUCUCCCCCUGAGGAUUCCAAGUUAAAAUAUCGCUUGAUAUAAGAAUGGAAUGUAGUAUUUUUUCUGCUGUAGUUUUUUUGACAUUAUUGUUCAGAUACAAAGUAUAUCAUCAAUGCGCCAAUGUCGCGGAGAUGUUUUAGCGUCGAUGUUCAUUGUUGAAAUGAUAAAUAAAUUACAGUCACAGGGCUUUUCAAGUUCAGCCAGGCUUUCCAAAAUAGGACUUGUAAUAGUCCAAGGAAACCGUUACCAUGUUGAACGAGUAUCCGUUUUUUCCUCUUCCACAUUUUCCUCUAUCUGCCAACCUAAUCAUUUCAUGUUUGUAAGGUCGAGUUUCUUCAUUACAUACUUUGAUAUUAAAUAUUUUCUUUUCAUAACGUUUUCUACAGAGACACAGGCAGUGUACUUGCUCGGCGGUUGCUGUUUCCAGUAGCGCUUGUUAAAAAAUAAACAUGGAUAGUUUUAACGAAGACCUAGGAAAGUCGAACUUCAGUAGUGGCAGUGAGCUACCAACUAUUAUCGAUCAGUACGAAAAGACUUUGGAAGAAACUUUACAGAAACAUGCGCCUUUAAAACGAAGAACUAUUACUCUCGGGCCAUCAGCACCAUGGUAUAACGAGGAAAUUGGUAAAGCCAAAAGACACCGUAGAAGACUCGAGCGUCGUUGGCGAGCAUCUAGACUGUGCAUUGACAAAGAGAUAUAUAUUAAACAAUGUCAGAUAGUGAAUGAUAUGAUCAAGGAAGCGAAGACAACAUAUUACUCCUCCGCCAUUUCUAAUAAUAAAUAUAAUCAGAAAGUAUUGUUUGAUACAGUUGACAAACUACUUCACAGAAAACCAGAGAAAUGUUAUCCAACUAAGGCCUACUUUGGGGGCCAAGGUCGCCGUUAUUAUGUGCUACAUUGUGCGACAUUAGGCGACAUUGGCAAUUUUCAAAGAAAAGUAGUGUGCGUCGCUGGGCGAAACUGGGCGACAUUGUGCGACAUUGGGCGACAUUAGGCGACAUUGGACAAAACUGAACAGUAAUAUCCAGAUAACGUCUAAUGUAAUAUAAUUCACAAAUUAUGCAUCUACAUAGAAAAUACAACAGUAAAUAUCCAAAUAUAAUUUAGUUAUCAAAAAUUGGUUCAUGUGGCAAAGAACACAAUUAGUUUAUUACAAAUAUCAAAAAAUAACAAGGAACAUUUAUCUAACUGCUAGCCUGACAAUUUACUCAAAGUUUAUACCGUAGUACACAUACAUGCCCAUGCAGUGCAUGGUACAUUUACAGUAUCAUGGAACUCUGACUUCUUAUUAAAUUGACUGGGGUAAACACCUCAUAGAGUUUUAAAACCUGUUUAUGGACUGUGGUAUGCAGUUAUGGAAGUGAAAGAAUUGGCAUUUAAGGUAAAUAAAUUGUCAGCUAGCUAGCUAUCAUAAACAUGUACCAUGUAAAUCAUGUACCACCAUAACCAUGCUUGAAAUCUAACCCACCAAACUGGCAAACAAAUAUCUCAAAUAGUGCGAUAACUAUAAAUAUUAUAGUUUCAAUAAAAAAUAGAAUUUACUUUCAAAGCAAACAGAUAGAAAAAAGUUUGAUCCAUAUACAUUUGUAUAACUAUACUGACUUACUUUACUAAAAUUAGAUGACAGUUCCUUUACUUUAACUGAACUAAUAAAUAAUUAAAUUCCUUUUAUCCAAAACCUCAGAGACCGGUUCUUGUUCGGCUGGGAUUUGAGCCCGCAAUACCAUGGCACGUCUGGUUUAGCUUCUAACUUGUACUAGUUCGUGUAAGGAAGCAUAAUAAUUGUUAUGGCGGGCCUUGGCCACAUUUUAUAUAAACAACCUGUACCGUAGAUCUUUCUGUGGUGCGUUCAUUGCUCUGUAUCUUUUGCGAUGAUACCUAAUUAUGAGAUGUCGAUCAUCGUAGCUUCGUCGAAAAGUAAGUACUUUUAUUUUACAAACUACAAAGUCGUAUUUUGGAACAUACUAUAGAUGACUUUCUUUAUUUAUAGAUAGGACUAUUCCAUAUACAGUAACAUGUACCGGUGGUAACCCCCCUAUCGAGUUCAAGGUUUUACUAUAUGUACCCCUGAAAAAUUCCUACUGUAACAAAGUAUGUCCCAUGAUGGUUUCCUGUUAAUAGCAGUUACCACUUUAAAAAUAAUUCAGCAUUUACCUAUAGAAUUUCAAUUUUUGCCUUUGACCCCUGAUGAUCGAAAUCUCAUUGAAAAUACCCAACAUCCGGAAAAAUUCCAUAGCCAGGAUAAUUUAUUUACUUCUGAGAAAUUCCAGGGCCAAAAAGCAACUUACCCGAGAUGAAUUCCAAGUUCAUUGAUAUAAUGCCUCAUAGAGACUCAAAAAGGAUCGUGCACUGAUUUAUACUAUAUCUUAUAUAUCCCCGGGCGUUUCGGCCUUUAGGAUACCGUUUCGGCCUUUAGGAUACCUAGUGUCCUUCACUAGGCUAGUGAUAGGUAUUCUGUACUUUUGCACUCGCCAGUUAUCAUGAAUGUAUCUUUGAUAAUAAGAUCUAAGUUUGAUUUCAUAUACAACAUUUAAUGUCGUGUGAUUGUCUAAUUUGAUUGAGUUUCACAAAGAAACACAUUGGAGAAGAUAGCCAGAAGGCUGCCUUAACAACAUAAUUUAGGUAAUUCUCAUUGGAAUAAUGUGUUGUAAUUCAUAUACAUAUAAACCCCAAAUAACCAAGCCUCAUUAAUACUGGUGAGAGAUGGUGCCCUAACAGCACAUGCCCUUGGUGUUUGUGUACAUGUAUUUAUGAAAAAAACAUGCAAGAAACUAACAAAUAAAUAAGGAAUAGACUAGUAUGGACGACAAGCUCAAAGUGCAAAAUUGGGCAUGCUUGUGUGAGAUUAUGCGACAUUAGGCGAAAUUAGGCGACAUUAAGCAAAUAGACUGUCAGGCAAAGUUAAAAAAUUGGGUGCACAUGGGCGAAAGUGGACGAAAUUAGGCGACAUUAGGCGACAUUAGGCGACCUUGGCCCCCAAAGUAGGCCUCAACUACAUCAUCAAAAACUGAGCUAGUUAAUAAUUUUGGGGACUUCUUUAGUAACAAGAUAGCAGUUUUACGUAGUGAUUUGGCCAAUAUAUCCACCUAUGACAAUCAGUUGAGACCAGCGGAACUGUUGACACAAUGCGUUGAGUUUAGAGUCUUUCAAACGGUAACGGAGCAAGAAGUCGAAAAUAUUGUUGACGCGAAUGGCAAAAAAUGCUGUGAACUCGACCCUAUACCUGCAACAAUUCUUAAAGGCUGUAAAAAGACUCCACUACCUACGUUUACCUACAUCAUCAACAAGUCAAUCGAAACUGGAUGCAUGCCUGUACAACUCAAAGAGGCUAUGUUAAAACCUAAGCUGAAGAAAAGCAAUUUGGAGUUCGAAGAAUACUCAAACUUCAGACCAAUUUCAAAUCUUAAAUUUCUAUCUAAGAUAAUCAAGAAAGCUGUUGCUACUCCACUCAUGGAACAUUUAGUCAAUAAUAACUUAGAAGAACCUCUCCAAUCAGCAUAUAAACGCUUGCACAGUACCGAAACGGCCCUGCUUAAAGUUCAGAAUGACAUUCUUAUCGCUAUUGACAAUCAGAAAUGUGUAGUUUUGCUGUUGUUGGACAUGUCAGCCGCGUUCGACACAGUUGACCAUGAAAUCCUAUUGGAACGAAUGUCAAAACGGUUUGGAAUUAAAGACAAGGUGCUAGAAUGGUUUCAGUCCUACCUUCAAAACAGGACACAAACUGUGAUGAUUGAUGGCGUUAAAUCUGCAGCUAAAGAUCUAAAUUGGAGAGUCCCGCAAGGCUCAGUUCUGGAUCCUAUUUUGUACCUGUUAUACACCUCGCCCAUUGGAAAUAUCAUUAGACGUCAUGAACUUGACUUUCAUUUCAUUUCUAUGCUGAUGAUUCGCAACUAUAUCUUGCUUUUGAGCCAACUACAGAUGAACAACCGGGUGCACUUGUGCGAAUAGAAACAUGCGUUAGAGAGAUCGACUCGUGGAUAGUUAGUAAUAAAUUGAAGCUAAAUGGAGACAAGACAGAGUUGUUAGUAAUAAAUGCACGCCAUCGCCCAUGCCCGCUUAUAGAUCAUAUAGAUAUAUCCAAUUUUAAAAUCCAACCAUCUGACACAGCUGGUAACAUUGACGUAACAUUCGACCGACAUAUGUCUCUAAAUCAACACGUGACUAAUAUCUGCAAGACAUAUUUCUUUCAUUUGCGUAAAAUAGCAAAGAUAAGAGCGUAUCUAUCUACAGCAGACACUGAAACUCUGGUCCACUCAUUUAUUACUUCUAAACUGGAUAGCUGUAUUUCUCUGCUAUAUGGGUUGCCAAAACUCAUGAUUGAUCGAUUACAAAAUGUGCAGAACAGUGCAGCGCGUUUGAUAGCAAGACGUAGAAAAUUUGAUCAUAUCACCCCUGUUAUGAAAGAACUGCACUGGCUUCCCGUAAGCCAACGUAUCAUUUACAAGAUACUUCUCAUCACCUACAAAGCUCUAAAUGGUCUUGCACCAAGCUACAUUAGGCAUACAGUACUGUCCAGAAAUAACCUAACAAAAACCGCGGUUAACCUAGGUCAAACCUAGGUCAGACCUAGGUCAGACCUAGGUCAGACCUAGGUCAGACCUAGGUCAGACCUAGGUCAGACCUAGGUCAGACCUAGGUCCAACCUCGGUCAAACCUCGGUGAAACCUAGGUCAGAUCGAGGUCGGACCUCGGUUUGACCGACGUUAACCGCGGUUUGAGUGAGGUCUGACUGAGGUUUAACCGAGGUUGACAAAGUUUUGACCGCGUUUAACCGAAACAAAAACCGCGGUCGACCGUUGGCGAGACAGCACCGCAAUUUGUUCGUCCCGUAAUCGGAAAUUAACGAUCGUUUCCGAAUUUUCGAUUAAGCGUCUAUUUUGAUUUUUCGAAGUUGUCGGUCGCUUACAAAUUUCGAGACAAAUUUUUGUUUUAAAAUGCCGAAAUUGUCCGCGUAUGCUCGAGAGAGAGUUAUUAACCUGUAUUCCUCAGGAGAAAGCGUAACUAAGAUAACAAAAUUACUGCAAGGGGAAGGAAUAAAAGCUCGAGAUCAGCAGUGAGCUCUUUUCUGUCUCGAUAUCGACGAACUGGCAGCAUUCAAGAUGCGAAGAGAAGUGGCAGAAAAACAAAAUUAAGCAAUGACCAUGUCAAAUUCAUUGACGAUAGAAUGAAAGAAAACGACGAGCUUACAUCGGCAGAGUUGACAGAAAAAUUGUCGAAGGAAUGCCAUGUCGAAGUGUCCGCAACCAUUGUUCGUCGGGUCAAACGAAAUGUACUUGGUUGGAAAAGCGAAACUGCUCGUUAUUGCCAAUUUGUCCGCGAACCAAAUAAGAUGAAAAGAUUUAUAUUCGCUUCCAAUGCUUUGCUCAACAAGGACACGUUUGAAGACGUGAUAUUUACCGACGAGACAACUGUUCAAAUUGAACAGUAUGCCAGGAUAUGCUUCCGAAAAGAUGGCAGUCAACCCAAACGAAAAGGACGCCCGAAGCACCCUCUGAAGGUAUGUAAACAUUUUUCAAGUAUAAAAGUAUAUUAUGUAGCAUGGAUCAUUUAGUUAUUUCCCUUCCCCUCUGAAUGCAAGAAAUAUACUGGCCUGUGUCAAUAUGAAGAAAUACAGCUCACUGCCAUGCUAACCUGAAAUUCAGGCCCUAAUUUAGAAUAGGGCCUGACACAAAACCUGUCUAAACCGUGGACGCCCACAUGUUAUUUUUAGACAUAGUCAUACAACAUGAUUGACAAGUGUUGUAGAUUUCAUUGCACGAAAAUAAAUACGAAAAAUAUAAAGAUAUUCAUUUCAUGUUGGAUUAUUUGUUUUUAUAUUCUCAUGAAAAUGUUCGCAGAGUGUGCAUUUUGCUUUUUAAACUUAAAAAUUCAAGGUACUUUUAAGAGUUCAGUUUCUCUAUUUAUUAAUCUAACCGAACAGCAAACAAAGAUUUAGUCAGUUCUGUGCAAGGACUGAAUGCAAAUAGUUUUGUUCGCUGCGAUCUACUUUCCGCAAUAUAGCUCAGAGAUCAACGCCGAUAGGACCAGAUAAUAAGACUUUCACCGAAGCCAGUUGGCAGAAUGGCAAAGACAUCUUGGGCCUUGGCUGUCCACAACAAGCUUUCGAAUGCACGACUUUUGCUGUUCUUUCAGCGUUGUGUGUCCAAACUUCGUCAAAGUGAAAGAUUUUGAUAAAGCCCUUUCAAAAUACUGUGUGUUUGAUUUAUUUUCUGCCAUAAAGCAUUAAACAAAAGAAAUUCGAAGAAAUUCGACAAUACUAUUACGAUAAUCACAAUGGAAUUUGAUCGUUUGACCUUGUCACAUUGACCGAGCUAUUUAUAAAAUAUUGUUUAUGUGAACUUGCAACCAAUCAAAAUCUUUCAUGAUGCUGAUCAACCAAUCAGAUUUCCCGUCGACCAGAUGGACGGGAAUCCCACGGUUUAGAUAGGAUUAGUACCUGUAGAAUCGGAAUUGUCAGAUUACUAUAGAAAUAAAAUCACUUCGCUUAGAUUUACAUUUUUUCUGCAUUAGUUUGCGACUGGCCCACGGAAAUCGGCUAGUAUUUACUGUAUAACUAUAGUACUAUACUUCCUAAAAAGUAAAAGGUUCUGUCAUUAGACAUAAGUGAAAUAUUCCUAACAUUUUAUAGGCGGAAGCGCUUCGCUGCAUGGAGACGUAUGGUGAUCAAUUUUGCUUAGCUUUUCGCGGCCUUUGCUUCAAUAUACUGUAGCUACAUCAUACAUGGACGCUGUCAUAAAAGGUCAUAAAAUAACAAGCAAAGCUUUAGCGCCACGUAUAUAAUUCGAUUAGGCGACACCACUAGAUCAGUGGGCGACACACAGUAUAAUAUAUACGAACUGUAUGGAACUUAAGCGUCAGUAUACAGUAUGUAUGCACCGUAGUGACAAUCCUGGCAUCACACUCGUUAUGUUUAUAAAUUUAGUUCGCGGAGCUUAAUUAUGUCCCGGUUUAUUGAAAGGUUUAACAGACUUACUUUAGCUGACAAUCCAAGAUCUGUUCACAUCUUUUGAAAACCGGUGUUACAGUAAAACUCAUCACCCGUCAAUUCUGCACAGUCAAGGUAUUGCCAUCGAUCGAUUGAUAUGCUACGUGCGACAUAUAGAAUUUGAGUCGUAUUGGAAGGAUAUCGUUUAUACUGUAUAUUGUUUUACUUGCUUUGACUUGUGAAUCAUUUUGAGGUAAAGUUUUAGGCCCUGUAAAGGCCAUUAUUUUUCUCGCAACAUUUUUUGCCAAAGCACUAGUUUUUAGUCUUCGUUUCCAAAUUCAAACACGGCAUUUCAUGAUCUUAUUAGAUACAGGUAUUUCUGAUCUUUUUACGAAAGAAAGUCAUCAUCGAAAUUUGUCCAUCAUCUAUAUUGUUCAAAAUAUAUUUCAUCAGUGCAAAGAAAUGAGAACUAUCAAUCUAAACGCCCAUUACAUUGUGCUGUUGAAGUCACCAAGAGAUAAACAGCGAAUUUCUAUGCUUGCAAGGCAAGUAGAUCCUGGUAGAGUACAAGAAUUUAUGAGGAGUUAUGGAGAUGCUACGAGCCGACCUCAUGGGUAUUUGAUGUUGGAUUUAAAGCCAACAACGAGCGAUUAAGAUCGACUUAAGACGAAUAUACAUCCCGGCGAGAUUGCAAAGUUUAUACAAAAACAAUCGUAUCGACAACCACCGCUUCUAAAUGCCAUGUGUGAUGCCGAGCAGCGAAUGAAAGAAAUCAUGGAAGCGCAACUGCUUAGCGCCGUUGAAAAAAGCAAAUUAUAUUCUGAUCAGCUAAACCGGUUUCUCACAUUCAAAAAUAAGAUCACUCAUUCUUCUCCUGGAAUUCCUGCUCAAAGUAUCCCACAAACGCCUGCAGAGAUGCCACAACCCAAUGAAUCUGUUGAGAUAACACCACCAGUGCCUGCUACUCCUAAACCUAAUUUCCUUACUCCACCACCAACAGAAGAGGAACGACCAAAACUGAAGCGAAACUUUUUCCACAAUUGGGUCGACCCAGCAGAUUGGACCGAACGUGACCUAGCACGAAUGACUCCGGAAGCAAGAGAGGAUUAUGAACGUUUUAUAAAUACAUUCCAAUGAAGCCGGAGAAACUUGCAAAGUUAUCCCCAGAAGAUAGACAAGAAUAUGAGAACUCUUUAAAAAUAACAAAAACACCUAGACGUUAUGCUCUUAGAAGUAGACCGUACUAAAUUUUGUAAAACGUUUGGAAGAAAUAAAUGUAUUUUAAAUCUGAAAUCUUGUGCAAGCUUUUACCUGCAAAGCCCGCUCUUUCCGCCCGCGCGAUUUGCCUAACCCGCCCUCCUGAUUGGUGUACAAAUAUGUUGUAAAUUAAUAUAUGCAUGCAACAAGCGUCGCUAAUUAAUGACUGGCAACACAUAGGAAAGUAUAUAACGAACGCAUAUUUGAUAAAAACAUAUUUAUUUUUUAUUGCAAAAUAUAUUACAACUGUUCUGAAAGUUUUUUUCAUUCAAGUAUUCUUGAUAAGCUUUCUUAUGAUCUGACUCGGUCAUCUUAACAGUAUAUAUGUAUGUAGGAGGUUUGCUAAAUAAUGUUGAACAACAUGCAAAUAUUGUCCAUAACAACGACGUUGACAACCAUGUUAAUCUGGGAUUAGCAACUGUUUAGUUCUGUUUAAAAUAUGUCUCGAUUUUUGUGACGAAUAGAUUCCUCGCUAUAAUUUUGUAAACAUACGAAAAAUCCUUCAAUAUACCUGUGGAAAUUUAUCUCUUCAGAGCAAAGAUACGGCUAUAACUCUGCUAUAUAUUAUUUUCGAUAACAAUUUUGCCAUGUGAGGGACACGAACUAAUCUUAAUCCCUCUAUUGUAUCACACACGUGGAGGGACGCUAAAAAUGUCUAGUUAUCAAGUGUCCACAACAGCUAUUCGUAUUCCACAACAGCUAUUAGUUAUAUCUUAAUACACGAUUUUUGAACAAAUAGUUUUUCAGCAACUACUGAAAUACAGUACUACAGAACAAACUACACAAGCGAAAGUGUGCAAGUAUUUCCGUUUUGACCGUAAGCGCAGUUUAGUCCUACUGUACCGCGCCAACUGGCGGCCGACAGAACAAUGCUAAAUAUAGCUUUACUUGUAACCGCAUUUUACUUUGUCUGGUUCUAUAAAAUCCUGACCUAGGGUCAUUAUGCUAACAAAAACUUCAAAGCUGAGCCACCUACCUGCAAUACAAACCUAGCGAAUUUGAGAGCGGCAGCUGCACUCUCCCCUUGACAAGCAAAAUCGAAGGGGGGAGGGGAAUUUUUUCUUUCCUAAAUUUUUAAAAUUGAAAGCCCCCCUUAAAAGAGCAGAAUUUAAUGAUGACCACCCCUUCACAUUAGAAUAUUUUUCUUUGACCCCUCCUUUUCAUUUUUACUCGUCAAAUGGGGAUACCCAGGCUUUAUAGUGUUAAUUAUUACAUAAGAAUAUGGAACUGACAAGAUAUUAACGUCGACCAAAUAUUUAUAAUAGCAGAAAAUUAUAAAUAAAAGACGGUAUUUUUAUUUAUAACACUAAAAUCAGGUUUUCAUUUGGUCUGGGCGAUUGUAACCAUGUUUAACGCAGAGUAUUAGUGUUUGGAGGCAGGUGCAGUUUGUGGUCCAAGGCUGCAACUAGACUUUAUGGCACAAAGUAUGGCCAAAGCAGCUGCGCAACAACAAUGAUAGCAACAGUCAGUAAUAUUAGCAGUAAAAGGAUCUAGCCAUGACAAUUCUGCCAAGGCAUACCUACGAAAUACAAUGUAUGGUGGUCUAUGCAUCCUUAAUUUAUGUGAGCUUAAAAAUUAUAUAAAAUAAAAUGUACUACCAGAUAAAAUAGAAUGAACAUGGGUUUUGGGUGUGUGUGGGGGAAAAAGGUAUCGAAGCGCUAAACUUGCUGCAGCUAGGCAAAGCAUACAAUGGCAGGAUGAAUAGCCAGACCGAAGCACUGAUCACAAAGCGCGAAAUAACCCCCUUUGAUCGAUAGGACGUCACAGACUCCCCUCAUCAGAUGUAGCCUGCAUAAUACAUCUGCCGUUAACCUUGCUUAAAUGUGUUUAACCCCAUCAAGAUAGCUGAUGUAACAAUACAUUGUCAAUUUAUCUCAGCAAUCCGUAAGACUGAUUUGCAUACGUACAGCACACAGAAGACAAGAUAAAUCCAGACUAUUUCACAUCCGUGACCAUGAUUUAGUUGUAACAUUUAUAACCAAAUGGAUACCAGACCAGGUUAUUAAGCAAAUUCCUGCAAAUUUAAUUGCAACCCCCCCCCCCGUCAUUUUCUUGAAAAAAUUUAAUAGCCCCACCUUCUAGUCAUUUAUGUAUGCAUAUGGCCCCCACCCUUAUGUUUUCCCUCCCCCUUCCAUAAAUAAUGACCUGUCCCUAAGUUCCGAAGGCAAUUCUGUAAACAAAAAAAUGAUUGUCGUGCUAAACAUGAUAAGUUUGAAUAUAGUUCACCAAAAACUAUUCUAUGUGAGCGGAAUUUGCAUGUUUUCCGUGUGAAGGACAAAAGCACAGCAUGUGUUGCCUGAACAGAGAAGGACAAUGGUUCUUCGUCCUUCGCUGGCAAAACAUACAAAUUCGCCUUAUGCACAAUGCAUAUCACAAAAACAAAUAAACAAAACCAACCGCCUCGCGCCGUUAUAAGAAAGACCCUGGAACCUAGGUUGAAACAAAACUCACUUGAGAGGUCAUUUGGCCAACCGAGGCAAGGUUAUUUGGCAGCCAAUUAGCGGUUACCAAAUUAUGAGCAGAUAUGGUGACAAGAUUUAGUUUUCAUUUGUAUAGCCCCAGCGAGUUAACGCUCUAUAGAGCGUCUUGUUAAAUAUAAAACAUUUUCCGUGUUGAUUUGCAGUUGUAGCCUAUCAACACGAGUGGAAAUUGUGAAAACGAGAAAUCGGUUGGAAACGCGGAGGGUGGAGUGUUUUCACACAAUUUCGAGUUUUACCAAUUUCCACGAGUGUUGAUGUAACUAUGUAGCUAUCAAUACGGAGAAAUGUUUUAUAUUUGUUUUAUAGUGUAGCACAAAGAAACAUAAAGAAAGAAAUUUUCCGUAUUGGCAUUGAGUUGCAUUAACACGGCUCGUAGCUAAUCAGCGUUCAGAAUUUACAAAUGCUACAUUAUAAUACAACAUAUAUCGGCGGCGAAUUUGCUUAAACUGACUAAAUAAAAAGUUAAUAAACUUGUUUUUACAAAUAUGUGUGCAUAAAUAAACUCAAGGAAAUUUGACCUAAUUUUAACGAAAAAACAAUAUUACUAACUUCGAGACUGUUGCAAACAAAUUAAUUUCGCGAAGACAAGUUUACCCACGCUUUUAUCAUUUUAAACAAAACAGGUAGAAAAAACUAUAUUAAUGUCCCAAAUUAUUUUCAUUGUUUUGCAAUAUGGCUUGUCGUAUGUUUGAAAUUGACAAAACAUCUGAAAAAGGGUUGAAAAACCUUGAAAAAAGCCACGAUUCGCAACUGUCCCAUAUCGUAAAAUAUUGGAUCGGCACGUGACCCUCUCAACGAUUACUGAUUGGUUAAGUGCGCGUGAGUGUAUAAUAAUAACUUCUUAUUAACCCAACACGAGAUCUGUACAAAGAAAUAUCGGACCGAGGUCGUUUUUGUACAAAGCGAUCCCGUAGGGCAAGGUUUGUACAAAAAGACCGAAGUCCGAUAUUUCUCUGUACGUACCGAGCAAGCGAGGUUAAAAAAAGUUUAUUAUAUGUGUUAUAGUCAUUUAUACUUGAAACAAACAAAAAAUGCAUGAUUUGAAAUGCAUAUAUUAGUAGCGUGGUACACAUUUGGUCGAAGAAAACAAAAAAUACCAAUGCAUUCCUUUUUUUCCACUAAAAACCAUACGCAGAUACCUGAUUAAUAAAAAAUUAAAUUAUGAUUUUCCAAUUUUCAAUUAGUUUUGCUGUUUUGUUUUAAAAUGCAUGCGUUUGUUUUUACGUAAUUGCCGCCAGUCCUGCAUUAUGGGAAAUAAUGGACCGCUGAAAAUGCUUCUCAGCCAAUCACAGUUCGCCCUUUCAGCGGAAUUAGUAAUGCUUUCCAUAUAAUAAUAACAAUGGUUCUCGCACUACACUUUUGUUAUACUGUAUUUCAUAAAGGUCUUUUCUUCAAUAUUUUAUGGUCGUUUAACCUUCCGCCUUCAGACUAUGAACUAGAGAAAUGACAACAAAAAUAUAUAUUAGAGUAUUUAUCACUUAUUCAUUAAUUUUAAGGGUUUUUUUUUACUGGAAUGGAUUACGCAACAAUUAUUUAUAUCCCUACGUGAUAACUAUCUUAACGUUCGGUGAUGUUAAAUUUUUCAAUUGUAUUUUUAUAGAUAUCAACGAGUGUGAUGAUCCAGCUGCAUGUCACGAGAAUGCCACGUGCGAUAACACACCUGGAUCAUAUACUUGCUCGUGCGAACCGGGCUUGUCAGGAGAUGGUAAAGACACUUGUGUUGGUAAGUUUUGAUUUUAGUUCGCACAUGACGAAAGAAGGGUAGUAACCAAGACCUUCUUUUCUCCAGGGUAUAAAUACUGAAUAAAUAUAUAGAGGCUUUAAAAGUCAUUUUUCGUCCGCAACAAAUGCAAAGGUGUCGAAAUUGUAAUGAGUUGAACUCGGACAGCUUGUGUCAAUUACGUUUUGUUAUAGUAACAAAUGUUUCAACAAGUUAAAUUUCACGAUUAAAUAGUAUUGUUUGUGGAAAUACCACGUAAAUUUAUUACUGCAAAGCUUUCGAUACAUAAGCCCGGAUCUUCACCAGUCCUAAUAAUAUGUGAAAGCAUUUUAUGCUAAUAAUAUGAAUGCUUUGCAGUAAUACAUUUACGUGGUGUUUGCACAAACAAUAGUGUUAUAUGUUUUAUUGCCAUGCACUAUAUCUACAAAGAAUAUAAGUUUCAAGAUUAUUUACAUGUUACUUGCCCACAGUUUCUAUGGUAAUGUAGAUACAUUUUUUCUCAAAUUUGUCUCAUUUUCAAAUUCCAUAAAAAGGUUUUGCUUGGACUUUAAGGGGCGUUAAAUUGCCUCUAGUACCCCAAGGAUCCAUCCUUGGUCCACUAUUGUUCCUGUCAUAUAUUAAUGACUUUAACUAUUAUUCGGAUAUAAUCAACUUUCAUCUUUUUGCUGAUGAUUCAAAUUUAUUUUAUGAAAAUAAAAGUAUCAUUUCACUUGAAAAUCAAAUUAACUAAGACUUAGUUAAACUAAAUAAUUGGUUAUGUGGCAACAAGCUUUCUCUUAACAUAAAUAAGUCUAAUUUUGUAAUUUUUCAUCCUCCACAAAAAAAAAUACUGUAUUCAGUACAUCUUUCUGUUAACAAUAUUGACAUUAGACAGGAAAGGUCUAUUAAAUAUCUUGGAAUUAUAAUUGACUGUAAUUUGUCUUGGAGAGAUCACAUUCAAUAUUUAAUCAAAAAGCUUAAAAGAAAUGUUGGGCUUAUUUCUAAAAUUCGUUAUUUUGUUAAUCUUCAAGUUCUAAAAAUCUGUAUUACGCCCUUAUAUCCAUUUCUUACUUACGGCAUUAUUAUUUGGGGUAACACUUAUAAGACAACUAUCGAAUCUUUAUUUAUUAUUCAGAAAAGGGUUAUUCGUAUUAUGACCUCUCAAUACACAGAUCAUACCAUUCCCAUUUUUAAUCAUCUUGGUUUUAUUAAGUUACAUGUUCUGGUUUAUUUUCAAACAGCUUUAUUUAUGUUUAGGUUUCAUAAUCAGCUCUUACCUGAUGUGUUUAAUAAUUUUUUUACACCAGUUAGUGGCGUUCAUAAUUACAACACUAGGCUUGCCUCGAAAAGUUCUUAUGUAAUUCCCAAACCUAGGACUAACUACGGUAACUUUUCAAUAGGUUUUCAAGGAGCAAAAGUUUGGAAUUCUAUAGAUGAAUCAUUAAAAACAACUAGUUUUCGAGUAUUUAAAAAAAAUAUGAUGUUAAAUAUUGUAAGGGACUAUACUGGAUGAUCCUGUUUGGAUACAAUGCUUUCUCCAGACUACAACACAAUAUUAUGCGAAUGGUUUGUUCCGGUUGUUUGCCUACUUAUUUUCCAACCUAUCAUGAGUUGCUGCUUUACUGAUCAAUAUUUUUUGCUAUAAGCAAACGUGUAUCUAUUUUCCCAGUUUAUGUCUCCACCGUUACUGCAAGUUGACUGAUUUAUCUUUUAAACCUGCUAUAUUAAUGUCAUAAUCUUACAUCAUGCCUGUUCAUAGUUAUUACAGGCAUUUGACUGUAUGUUAAUUUAAAUUUAAGCACUUAUAAAACUUUCAAUAAAAGUUCUUCUUCUUCUUCUUCUUCUCCUCUUACAUGCACAACAACUGAAUUAUAAACAGGUUAUAAACAACUGAAUUAUAAACAGGUUAUCAUUUGACAUUGACGGCGAGAUGUCAGCUGAUGCAUCAAAAACGCUUUUUGCUCGUAUUUUAAUAACAUUGUUGCCACUUUGAAGCAGAAAGCUUUUCCACUACGUAAUCUAGUUUGGAGAAACCCUAAAAACAUUGGUAAAAAGACGUAGAAAGUUUUCAAGUUUCGAAAUGUUUCCAUUUUGGGAGUGGAAAGACAGCUGAGAUCGCUUAAAUCUACUAAAUCUACGGGUUGUGACAAUUUACCACCAAGAUUAUUGAAAGAAUCAGCUUCUACCAUUGCUCCACCGCUUACCCAUAUAAUAAAUUUGUCAAUGCAGUCUGGUCUGAUUCCAUCCGAAUGGAGAUCGGCAAAGAUCAUACCAAUUCACAAAUCGGGUCCGAGAUCGAGUUUUGAUAACUAUCGCCCAAUUUCAGUUCUCCCAGCAAUAUCGAAAGUAAUGGAGACCAUCAUAAUUCACCGUCAGGUUAUGAAUUUUUUGAAUGAAAAUAAACUAUUAUCGCAAAAUCAAUUUGGCUUCAGACCAAAAAUGUCUACCGAGUUGGCGGCGGUGAAGUUUAUCGAUGAAAUUCGUAUGAGUGUUGAUAAAGGCAAUUUGGUUGGAGCUGUAUUUAUUGAUUUGACUAAGGCAUUCGACAUGAUUAGCCACUCUAAGCUGCUAAGUAAGCUACCCCAGUAUGGCAUAAAUGGAACUGAACUAGAUUGGUUUAAAAAUUAUUUGUUUAGACGGGCAGCUUGCGUUUCAUACAAUAACCAUAUUUCUCAGAAAUGUUAUCUUCGGUCCGGUGUCCCACAAGGGUCAAUACUAGAUCCUUUACUGUUUUUGAUAUCAUUUAAUGACAUUGUCGAUGUAAUUGAACAAUCCAGAAUAGUGAAAUAUGCCGACGAUGUUGUUUUGUAUGUAGAGGAUAAGAAUAUGGAGUCAAUCAAAUCAAAACUGACGAACGAUUUGGCCAAUGUUGCGGUCUGGUUGGAUGAAAAUGAUCUAAUUAUCAACUUAAAUGAAGGGAAAACCGAAGCAUUACUAUUUGGAACAGCUAAGCGUAUAUGCAAAUCAAACGAGUCUUUGUCUACACCGUAUGGAAAUACAGUUAUUAAUCUCACAAAGAAAUACAAGUAUCUUGGUGUUGAAGUUGACUCCACAUUAAAUCUUAACACUCAUUUUGAUGCUUGUUUUAAACGUGCAUCAACAAGGUUACGUCUACUAUCCAAAAUUAGAGAUAAUUUAAACGUGGACUCGGCGAGAACGAUUUAUCAGUCAAUGAUCACACCGCUUUUGACAUACUGUGGACUUUUGAAUCUUAAAUUAACGUCAACACAACUGCAUAAAUUAGCUUCUUUUCGGGAACGAGCCACUAAAGUUAUUUUUAAGGAUUUUCGACCUGAUACAGAGCUCCCAUCGAUUAUGGAUUUAAGGAAGAAGCGUGCCUGUGAAAUAGUUAGAAUGAUUUUAGAUGGCAAUAUUCCGGAGGCCUUAAUGGAUCAUUUUGUAAUUAAAGAUCAUGGACGUGAAGCACGAAACCGAGGUUGUUUGAUAAUCUUACCAACCAUAAAACUUGAAUAUGCAAGAAGAUGA